AUGGCGAUAGUACUUUUCCCUCUUGAGGUUCUCGAGUAUAUUGCUGAAUAUGCGAUGCCAGAAGACUUCGAAAGCUUUUCUAUGACCUGCAAGUCAUUUUAUGCUGCUGGUGGGAAAUUUCGCGAGAAGCACAAUCUUCUGAAGAAGCGAUACCGACACUUCAAAUACGACGAACGGCAAUUCCCCUGGUACAAAGACGUCGAGGCUUAUGCAACCCGUAAAAAGGGUGACAUCUUAUGUAUUUCACCUCAACAACUCCUUCUACAAAUCUGCGAAGAGCCAUUGAUUGCACGUUAUAUUAUCACGGCCGAUUUCAACCUACGAGAUGAAUUUCGAGGGAAGGACCGGUCAUUUGUACUGGAGCAGCUCGAAUCAUCGUCUUUUCUGCCUGAAUUAAUGCAAAGUUUGCCCUGGGUUAAAGCUGGUCAAGCUGGUCUCUUCGACGUCAAGGACUGUUUGAUACAGGAGUACCAAUAUGGGGACAAUUUCGACCAAGGAUUAAGGCAAAGCUACGUCUUGGCGACCACUAUUCUCCUCACUUUACUCCCGAAUGUGAUUGAGCUGGUUAUCAAUGCGCGAGAUCAUACUUUAUUCUACCACGACUUUGACUCCGAGUAUGGUCCUCGAAUUCUCACCAUUACGUGGGAACUCUUAUGGUCGAUCGUGCAUACGGCCAACAGGGACAACAGCCUCGCCGCAAGUCUCUGCAAACUGGAUUCUUUGACUUUGGACACACAUAGAUACGACGGUCUUCUUGGUUUCUUAGAAGCCACGCCACUCUUGUACAUGGAGCGACUAAAGAGUUUCCAUAUGGCAAACAUUACGACAUCAGUUCAUGAGUAUAUGUCAAACGCAUGGAAAGAUUACGAAAUGCCUGCAACUGCAAACUUCGGUACUAAUCUUCAGGCAGCUACCUUCCACAGGAUCCGUUGUAGCGAUUCUGAACUCGGCGAAUUCUUGUCCAAACUGCCUCAACUGUGGAAACUCGAAUUGCUCGAUCUAGGCUACCUACAUGAGCAUGACUAUAGGGGCCCUAUUUGUCAAGACUAUAUAUAUGUCAGCUAUUGAGAAAUCGGCUAGAGAAAAGCUUGAAGAGGUUUCUCUGGUGUUCGGAAUUGCCAUCUCUUCUCGGAAUGGAGAAAGAGGCAUCAUGUCCUUCACAUCAUUCCAGAAAUUGAAAUCAUUAACACUAAGCUUUGAUGUAUUCUUCAUUCCGUGGAAAGGUGGUAUCUGGCUUCAGCACGAUUUCUAUGAAUUUUCAGAUGAGAGCGAGAAAGAAUUGGAUAUCAGUCUCAUUAACACGGAAGUUACCAGACCCACAUCUGCUGAGGGUCCUGAUCAGGGAUAUACGUUGACUGCAAUUCUCGAGAAUCAGGAACUAGAAUCUGUUACAAAGUCGCACUUGCUCAGCGGCCGUUUACCUCCAACAAUUGAAAAUGUCACCAUUCGUGUCAACGGUCUUUUAAUCUGCGCCGAGGCAUUGAAGUGCUUUCUUACGGACAUGGAUCAAGACAAGAACGAACAGCUGCCAAGGCUGAAUAGCAUCACGUUACAGAACGAAGAUACUAAUGGGAUGUUACCGUCGAUGCUGGAGAGUAUGACAAAGGAGCAGCGGGAGGCUUUAACCUGGUUAUCUUCUUGUGAUAGGAUCAGGUGGACAGACGAGAUGGGCGGGGAUGUGAGCACUACUCUUGAAGAUAUCUUGAUGGCUCAAAAUUCAUCCAAUUAUGAGCUCGGUGAGACGUCAUCUUGGUUCUAA
Hymenoscyphus albidus is the source of this 1759-nucleotide messenger RNA. Lineage: Eukaryota; Fungi; Ascomycota; Leotiomycetes; Helotiales; Helotiaceae. The record is from the annotation of a GenBank genome assembly.